AUGCGGCCGCAAGCGCCCGUAACCGUCUUGGCCAGCGACCACAACCAUCAGUUCCAGCCACCUCAAGGGAAAUCUGAGCAACAUGCCUCCAAGUCGCAGUGGAAACGAAAGGCGUUCACAGAGAAGCGAGCGAUGGUCCAGCCUCUCCCACGUCCCGCCAUCCUGCUCUCGCCUCUCGCUCGCCCGUUCACGGCAUCGCCUCUGCGCGCACCGCGCGGCGUCCAAGUCCCCACGCCGCCGCCGUCGCCUGACAACAUCGUCACGCCUCUUGGCCUGCCGAUUCAGCUCCUCGCACCGCCUGGUGCCGCUGCCAUGAGGCGUCGGGUCAUAGAACCGCAUGAGUCCGCGGUGCUCGCCAAUCCCCUCGAGCUGCCGCCUGUCGAAAGCGACCGGGCCCCGACCACUCCUCGGUCCAGAAGGCUCGCGUCACUCAGGCCGCGUAAGCCCAGGCACAUAUUGAUGCGCCUUGACGACGGCGGCUACUUGGAGGCAUUUGCUUUGGGGGACCCCGCUAAAGGUCCAUACUACUGCCAGUCUGACUCCUUCGAAGACGGUCCGGCGCCCUUAAACCAGGGCCCUAUUUUUCAGGUGGGCAAAAACCUGCUUUGGGACGUCGAGGCCAUCGUCGGCCAUCGGGUUGUCAGGCGCGGCAACAAGCGUACGUUCAAAAUCCUGGUGAAAUGGGCGGGCUGGGUCGACCCGACGUGGGUCCCUCUUUCGUACGUAGCAAAGCUCCCGUUGUUUGAAGAGUACUGGCAGGGGAGGGGGGCUUACGCGAUCAAGCUCGAAAAGGGGUGCACCGUCUUUAGAAAGGCGUGCCGGUCGGUCAGCUGGGGCGUCCCCGUUGGCAACGCAUAUGUCGAGUCGCACUUUGAGGAGUGCCUCCCACAGCUGCGCAAGGUGAUCACCUGGGUGAAAGAGGGCGACUGGAGGAAGUUCGCAGCCUUCAAGUUUGCGGGCCCGGAGCUGUCGAAACUCACUGCCCGGGACGACAAGGUCGUCCUCGUCGGUGACUUGUCGCACACCCUGUCGGGUGCCUUCGACUCGGGUGCAGGCUUUGCCAUGGAGGACGGCUGA
Fomitopsis serialis is the source of this 1077-nucleotide messenger RNA. RefSeq lists its product as uncharacterized. The transcript has 9 exons. NCBI's taxonomy places the organism in Eukaryota, Fungi, Basidiomycota, Agaricomycetes, Polyporales, Fomitopsidaceae. The coding region runs from base 1 to 1077 and encodes 358 amino acids. The record is from RefSeq and is a predicted model, not a curated record.